UCAGCACACUUUUCAAUUUCUGCAUGUACGGAAAAUAUUUCUGUAAUGCAUUAAGUUAUAUUAGAAGCGAAGUCUUAAAUAUGAGUGUGUUCAUUCAGAAAAUCAAUCCUAUGACUGGAUCCAAUGACUGGAUUUUGCAAAAUGAAGACUACGAUUAUCAUCAAGAAGUAGCCAGAGCCGCUUUUGCCGACAUGCUACAUGAUAAGGAGCGAAACGAGAAAUACGAGCAAGCUCUGAUCUCAGCCAUUAAAAACAUGCACUCGAAAGGAAGGAAAGCUAAUGUUCUAGAUAUCGGAACUGGCACCGGUUUACUGUCUAUGAUGGCUGCUAGAAACGGUGCCGAUUUAGUCGUUGCCUGCGAAGCUUUUAAUCCUAUGAGCGAGUGCGCUAAGAAGAUAAUUUCACGGAACGGAUUCCAAGAUCAAAUUAAGAUCAUUCCGAAAAGAUCGACAAAGCUGACUGUCGGCGAGGAAGGGGACUUAAAACAAAAGUGUAAUAUUUUGGUUACAGAAGUUUUUGAUUCGGAGCUCAUAGGCGAAGGAGCUUUGUCUACAUUUAGUCAUGCACAUAAACACCUUUUGGAAGAAGAUUCGAUAGUCGUGCCGGAUUCGGCUACGAUUUAUGCGCAAGUUGUGGAGUGCCCUCUAGCACAGAAUUGGAAUAAAGUGAAAAAUAUUUUUAAUAACGACGGAGAACUGUUGGUGUCUAUACCAAAAUCUAUUAAGACUUGUCCGGGAACGGCCGCAGUUCACGAUAUUCAACUCAGUCAAUUACCGACCCACUCUUUUAACACAAUAAUUUCCCCCAUACCCGUGCUUAGAUUCGAUUGGUCGGGCAAGACACCAUUCGUUUUCGACAGAUUCACCAUCAAUACUGUUAAAUCGGAACAUGAUGGUACGGCUCAGGCUGUUUUUAUGUGGUGGGAGCUGCAAAUGGAUACGGAAGGUAAGAUAACAUUAAGCUGUGCCCCUCGCUGGGCUCAUCCAGAUACAAAAAAUGACAAAAACGCGGAAAUACCUUGGCGUGAUCACUGGAUGCAAGCCGUCUAUUAUCUCCCCAAUGAGGUAAGAGUGAAGAAAGGCCAAGAAGUGCAUCUGAUAAGCUGUCACGACGAGUAUUCCCUUUGGUUUAAUUUAACUGAGAAUUUGCGUUUAAGUGAGGGACAUUAUAUGAACCCGGUUUGCACGUGCGGAGUGCACAGUUGUUUUUCACGUACAAGAGUGGGUCAGGUCAAUGACCCCAGGAGGAACAAAAAAUAUGCGUCUCUGUUCGAAACUCAUAUUAACAGCGACAGCACCGUGUUAAUCCUUACGGAAGGUUUCUAUUUUGGUUUAUCUUCUGCGAAACUAGCAAAGAAAGUGUUUGUAACGGAAACGAAUCAGAUAUCCAGGAGAAUUGUGGAAGAAUUUAUAAGGCACAACAAUAUAAAAAACGUAGAAGUUAUAUCUAAUCUCGAUGUUUUGAAUGAAGUGGAUUUGAGUAAAGUGAACGUCGUCAUAAGCGAACCCUACUUCAUGAGCAGUAUUCUACCAUGGGACAACUUGUUACUUUUAUAUCUGUUGAAAAGCAUUAGAAAAUUUAUCCUCCCGGAUGCUCAGAUUUUUCCGAAGAAGGCCGUGUUAAAGGGGGUCGCCGUUCACUUUACCGAUUUAUACAAGAUACGUUCGCCUCUCGGAACAUGCGAGGGCUUCCCGAUGGAGGACUUUGAUCGUCUCAUUGGGGCGUCGAGUAAUAUCAGCGAUGACAAAGUUGAAGCUCAGCCUCUUUGGGAAUACCCCGGGACGGCUCUGAGCGAGGAAAUGGUGAUUGCAGAGAUAGACCUGGUGAACACACCGGAAUCGUUGCUUGAGCUGAAGGGAACGUUUUAUUUGCAGACAGAGAUGGGUUGCAAUGGCAUUGCACUGUGGGUGGACUGGGAUAUGGACGGUUCGCCAAAACACGCAGUUACGACUGGUCCCAUUGCUCCAGUCGUAAUAGGGCAAAAAAUUAGUUGGGACAUGUACACUCGCCAAGGCGUUUACCUUUUCCCUAAUAAAGUUAUGAAAAACAUUAAUUAUGAAUUCAAGUACGAUUUCCACGAAGGGAAUAUCACGUUUAAUUGUUUAUAGCCUUCAGUAUUUUUUUUACUUGUACGUUAUACAUUAUAAUUAAUUUGAAUUAAAGUAAAUUAAUUUUUAAUCUUUUAUAUGUAAGAUUAAAGUCGGUUAACACGAUGUUCUGUAAACUAUCCUUUGUACAAUUUUUUUUAUAAAAGGUAUGUUAUUAAUUCCUGAAUAUAUUUUAUGUGAAAUUGUGA
This is a messenger RNA of Anoplophora glabripennis (Asian longhorned beetle), 2296 nucleotides long. RefSeq names its product protein arginine N-methyltransferase 7 (gene Art7). The record is from RefSeq and is a predicted model, not a curated record. Gene Ontology annotation, biological process: peptidyl-arginine methylation. Gene Ontology annotation, molecular function: protein-arginine N-methyltransferase activity. The transcript has 3 exons. Lineage: Eukaryota; Metazoa; Arthropoda; Insecta; Coleoptera; Cerambycidae. Bases 24 to 2108 code for a protein of 694 amino acids.